Messenger RNA from Alosa sapidissima (American shad), 1926 nucleotides. RefSeq names its product propionyl-CoA carboxylase subunit beta (gene pccb). Lineage: Eukaryota; Metazoa; Chordata; Actinopteri; Clupeiformes; Clupeidae. Gene Ontology annotation, molecular function: propionyl-CoA carboxylase activity. The transcript has 15 exons. The record is from RefSeq and is a predicted model, not a curated record. Bases 27 to 1700 code for a protein of 557 amino acids. Gene Ontology annotation, cellular component: mitochondrion.
CGACUAGGUUCAUCCGUAAAAUAGUAAUGGCGGCGCUCACGGCUGUACGGUGCUCCCGAGGGUUGCUGAAUGGCUUGAAAGUUUCAUUUCAGACAUUGACACACGUGAACCAUGGGGUAGCUGCAGCCACCACAUCAAAUAUCUUGCGGCAUUCAAGAUAUUAUUCUGUAGGUCAUCUCACGGUUCAAGAGCGCAUAGAAAAGAAACGGAAUGCAGCGCUCGUUGGAGGAGGUCAGAUGAGAAUAGAUGCACAACACAAAAGGGGUAAAUUGACAGCAAGAGAGAGAGUCGAACUGCUGUUAGAUCCUGACUCUUUCGUCGAAUAUGACAUGUUUGUCGAACACAGAUGCUCGGAUUUCGGGAUGGAGGCAGAUCGCAAUAAGUUCCCGGGUGACAGUGUCGUUACUGGACAGGGCAGGAUCAAUGGCAGACUGGUGUACGUAUUUAGUCAGGAUUUCACAGUGUUUGGAGGAAGUCUCUCAGGAGCUCAUGCCCAAAAGAUCUGUAAGAUCAUGGACCAGGCGAUGAUGGUGGGUGCCCCGGUGAUUGGCCUUAAUGACUCAGGAGGAGCCCGCAUUCAAGAGGGAGUGGAGUCUCUGGCUGGAUAUGCAGACAUUUUCCUGAGGAAUGUGAUGGCUUCAGGUGUAGUCCCUCAGAUCUCCCUCAUCAUGGGUCCUUGUGCUGGAGGUGCUGUCUAUUCACCUGCGCUGACCGAUUUCACUUUCAUGGUGAAGGACACGUCAUAUCUGUUCAUUACGGGCCCAGAUGUAGUGAAGUCAGUGACCAAUGAGGAUGUGACCCAGGAGGAGCUUGGAGGAGCAAAGACGCACACUGCUGUGUCCGGUGUUGCUCACAAGGCCUUUGAGAAUGAUAUAGAUGCACUCCUGAACCUUAGGGACUUCUUUAACUUCCUCCCUUUGAGCAACAAAGACCCAUCUCCUGUCAUGGAAUGUCACGACCCCAGUGAUCGUCUUGUUCCUGGCCUUGAUACAAUUGUUCCCUUUGAAACCACUAAAGCCUAUGACAUGCUGGAUAUCGUUCAGGCAAUUGUGGACGAAAGAGAAUUUUUUGAAAUCAUGCCAAACUACGCCAAAAACAUUGUUGUGGGGUUUGCCAGGAUGAAUGGCCGCACCGUGGGCAUUGUGGGUAACCAGCCUAAGGUGGCUUCAGGCUGUCUGGAUAUCAACUCCUCAGUGAAAGGGGCUCGCUUUGUUCGUUUUUGUGAUGCCUUCAACAUUCCAAUUAUUACCUUUGUGGAUGUGCCUGGAUUUUUGCCAGGCACCGCUCAGGAAUAUGGAGGCAUUAUCAGACAUGGGGCGAAGCUGCUUUAUGCAUUCGCAGAGGCAACCGUUCCCAAAAUCACCAUCAUCACAAGAAAGGCCUAUGGAGGGGCAUAUGACGUCAUGAGCUCCAAACAUCUCCGAGGGGACUUGAACUACGCCUGGCCAUCUGCCGAAGUUGCUGUCAUGGGUGCCAAGGGUGCUGUGCAGAUCAUCUUCAGGGGCAAGGAGAACCAGGCGGAGGCUGAAGCCGAGUAUGUGGAGACGUUUGCCAACCCAUUCCCUGCCGCUGUCAGAGGUUUUGUUGAUGACAUUAUUCAGCCCUCAACAACCAGAAAGAGAAUCUGCCGAGACCUGGAGGUCCUGGCCAGUAAGAAGCAAAGCAACCCCUGGAAAAAACAUGCCAACAUUCCCUUGUAAAGUUGUCUGUCUGGUGUAAUUGAUUGUGUGUGCGGUUAUUUUGUAGAUAAUGUAGGAUUGAGAUCCAUAAUACUACACCAGUUAUCCAAUGAUAACUAAGCCUUACCUUAAACAGAACUUUUGUACACUAUGUUCGCGAAAUCUGUUUGGUCCACCAUGUUGUAGUGUGACCCUUUGGGUUGAAGUGUAUACUGAUUGAGAAUAAAUACAACAGUACCAAAAAAAA